Emys orbicularis (European pond turtle) is the source of this 4583-nucleotide messenger RNA. RefSeq names its product SET domain bifurcated histone lysine methyltransferase 1 (gene SETDB1). The transcript has 23 exons. The record is from RefSeq and is a predicted model, not a curated record. Gene Ontology annotation, molecular function: DNA binding; protein binding; zinc ion binding. Gene Ontology annotation, cellular component: nucleus. Lineage: Eukaryota; Metazoa; Chordata; Testudines; Emydidae. Gene Ontology annotation, biological process: negative regulation of gene expression; heterochromatin organization.
GGUCCGUUCCUGGCGGCGGCUCCUCAGAAACUGUCCCCCCCCCACCCCCCGGGAGAGCAAAAAUGGAUUCUCCGGAAGUAACAGAGUUGCAGCAAGAAGUGAUGGAGGAGUUGGGGAUCUCUAUGGAAGAGCUCCAGCAAUUCAUCGAUGAGGAGCUGGAGAAGUUUGAGUGUGUGAAGCAGCGGAAACAGCAGCUGGAAGAGCUGGAAAAGAAUGUGGAACAGAAAGAAGCAGAAGUUGCAUAUGUCGACCAGCUCUUCGAUGAUGCUUCAAGAGCCAUUGGUAAAUGCGAGAUACUGGUAAAAGAUCUCUACUCCAAGCUGGGCCUUCAGUAUCGUGAGAGCAGCUCUGAAGAUGAGGACUCAGCUUCCAAGCCCACGGAAGUGAUCGAAAUCCCAGAUGAGGAUGACGACGAUGUUAUGAGUAUUGAUUCGGGUUGGAAGCACAGUGAUACAAGUAACAGAAUCUCAAAGGAUCAGACGCUGCUUCGAGAAGCCAUGGCUGCAAUGAGGAAGUCUGCCCAAGAUGUUCAGAAAUUUAUGGAAGCUGUUAACAAAAAAACAAACGCCCAGGACCUGCAAAAGGGUGUCUCUGCACUUGCUGGGGGUGACCUCAGCAAUGACGGUGACCUGGUGGUUGGUAUGCGUAUCCUAGGCAAGAAGAGAACCAAGACAUGGCACAAAGGAAUUUUGAUUGCAAUCCAGGCAGUAGGUGCUGGUAAGAAGUUCAAAGUGAAAUUCGACAACAAAGGGAAGAGUUUGCUUUCUGGCAAUCACAUUGCGUAUGACUAUCAUCCCUCUGCUGAGAAACUCUACGUUGGAAGCCGGGUCGUGGCCAAAUACAAGGAUGGGAAUCAAGUCUGGCUCUAUGCUGGUAUUGUGGCCGAAACACCGAACAUGAAGAAUAAACUGAGGUUCCUGAUCUUCUUCGACGAUGGCUAUGCUUCUUACGUCACUCAGUCGGAGCUAUACCCGAUCUGCAGGCCACUAAAGAAGACCUGGGAAGACAUAGAAGACGUUUCCUGUCGUGAUUUCAUAGAGGAGUACAUCAGUGCCUACCCAAACCGUCCCAUGGUAUUGCUGAAGAGCGGCCAGCUGAUUAAAACAGAAUGGGAAGGGACCUGGUGGAAAUCCAGAGUGGAGGAAGUGGAUGGCAGUCUGGUCAAAAUCCUCUUCCUGGAUGACAAACGCUGUGAAUGGAUUUACCGUGGUUCCACGCGCCUGGAGCCUAUGUUCAGCAUGAAAACCUCCACGGCCUCCACUCUGGAAAAGAAACAAGGAGGGCAGAUGAGGACUCGUCCCAAUGUUGGUGCUGUGAGGAGCAAAGGGCCCGUAGUACAAUACACGCAAGAAUUAACAGGAACCAGCACCCAGUUUAAACCUAUAGAACAAAUCCAAGCAAUGUCUCUAGCUGCACCGUCUGUUUCCCCACAGCCUGCUGAGAUGGAAAGCUCCGAAAGUCAGUUGGCUCAGUCCAGAAAGCAAGUGGCCAAGAAAAGCACGUCCUUCCGUCCUGGCUCUGUGGGGUCUGGACACUCUUCACCUGCUUCUCCUGUGCUAAGUGAAACUCCUCCCAUGGGAAAAACGGCAGUGAACCAGCAGUAUCGGUAAAGCCACAGUAAUACGUCAGCAGCCCCCCCCAUCAGCUCCCUCCCACCUCCUGCCCACCGAUCAGCACCUCCCCCAUUCCACGGCAUGAUGGAGCGGGUGCCCAAUGAGCCCUCCUACCGGGCCCCGAUGGAGAAGCUCUUUUACCUGCCCCACGUCUGCAGCUACACCUGCCUGUCGCGGGUCCGCCCCAUCCGGAGCGACCAGUACCGCAGCAAGAACCCCCUCCUCAUCCCGCUUCUCUACGACUUUCGGCGCAUGACUGCCCGCCGCCGCGUCAACCGCAAGAUGGGCUUCCACGUCAUCUACAAGACGCCGUGCGGCCUGUGCCUGCGCACCAUGCAGGAGAUCGAGCGCUACAUCUUCGAGACGGACUGCGACUUCCUCUUCCUGGAGAUGUUCUGCCUAGACCCCUACGUGCUGGUGGACCGCAAGUUCCAGCCCUACAAGCCCUUCUACUACAUUGCAGACAUCACCAAAGGCAAGGAGGACGUGCCGCUGUCCUGCGUCAACGAGAUAGACACCACCCCUCCUCCGCAGGUGGCUUAUAGCAAGGAGCGCAUCCCGGGGAAAGGGGUCUACAUCAACACCGGCUGGGAGUUCCUCGUGGGCUGCGACUGUAAAGAUGGCUGCAGAGACAAAUCUAAAUGUGCCUGCCACCAGCUGACGGUCCAAGCGACAGGCUGCACCCCCGGUGGGCAGAUCAACCCCAAUUCUGGCUACCAGCACAAGAGGCUGGAGGAAUGCCUCCCCACAGGAGUCUAUGAAUGUAACAAGAGAUGCAAAUGCAACACGAACAUGUGCACCAAUCGCUUGGUACAACAUGGACUCCAAGUCAGACUCCAGCUAUUCAAGACUCAGAACAAAGGCUGGGGAAUCCGCUGCCUUGACGAUAUUGCCAAGGGCUCUUUCGUCUGCAUCUAUGCAGGGAAAAUCCUGACCGACGACUUUGCCGACAAAGAAGGGCUGGAGAUGGGGGACGAGUACUUCGCCAACCUGGAUCACAUUGAGAGCGUGGAGAACUUCAAGGAGGGCUACGAAAGCGAUGCCAAGUGCUCCUCCGACAGCAGCGGCGUGGACCUGAAGGACGAAGAGGAAGAGAACACCGGCACCGAGGAGCAGGAGGAGUCCAACGAGGACAGCUCCGACGACAACUUCUGCAAGGACGAGGAUUUCAGCACCAGCUCGGUGUGGCGUAGCUAUGCCACCCGCCGGCAGACCCGGGGCCAGAAGGAGAACGGCCUGUCUGAGACAGCCUCCAAGGACUCCGGCCUCACCAGGCAGAUCAGCCACGACGAGGUCGCUGUGGCCGCUGCCUGCAAACUGCCCGUGUCCGAGGAAACCUCCAAAAACAAAGUGGCCUCCUGGCUGAGCUCCAACAGCAUGUCAGACAGCUUCCAGGACAACGAUAGCGCCUCCUCGUUCAAGAUGAACGAGGCCAGCGAGGUCAAGGCAGGCAAAGUGGAAGUCCUGGGUGACCGAGAGAAGCCCUCCACUUCUGGGCUUGGGGGCAAGGAGGCUUUUGGCUUGGAUGCCGACUCAAAGAUGCAGAAGAAGGAGGAAUCUGAAGAGCCAAACAAGCUUUCGAUGGCAUCCGAGACCGGCAAGGUGUAUGGCUAUAAUCCAAGCCCCAUGAAACUCGAGGGGAUCCGGCGGCCACCAAGCAAGACGAUCAUGCAUCAGAGCAAAAGGCACUUGGCUCCUCCCCAGCAAGCAGCUGACGAUGUGCUGACGCUGUCAAGUAGCACGGACAGCGAGGGGGAGAAUGGCCAGCCCGCAGCAGGACAAGCACAGGGCAACACGAAUGAUAGUGAUGACAUCCAGACUAUUUCCUCUGGCUCAGAGGAAGAGGACAUCGACGACAAGAAGAAUUCCUCUUCCGGCCCCGUGAAAAGGCAAGUGGCAGUGAAGUCCACACGGGGUUUUGCCCUCAAAUCGACUCACGGGAUUGCCAUAAAGUCGACCAAUAUGGCAUCAGCUGACAAGGGGGAGAACAUGCUAGUGCGCAAAAACACCCGCCAGUUUUAUGACGGCGAAGAGUCCUGCUAUAUCAUUGAUGCCAAACUCGAAGGGAAUCUUGGCCGUUACCUCAAUCAUAGCUGCAGCCCCAAUCUGUUUGUGCAGAAUGUCUUUGUGGACACGCAUGACCUCCGUUUCCCUUGGGUUGCCUUCUUCGCUAGCAAGAGGAUACGAGCCGGGACUGAGCUGACCUGGGAUUAUAACUACGAGGUGGGCAGCGUGGAGGGCAAGGAGCUCCUGUGCUGCUGUGGCGCUAUCGAAUGCCGAGGCAGGCUGCUCUAACCACGCUGGUGCCCGCAUCGUGAAGGACUUGGGCUGCUGGCCCUGGAUUCCCCCGGGCUCCAGUUGUUCUGAGCCAGAAAAAGGUUGAUUCUCAACCACAGGCAUUGUCCCUCCCCUCCCCGCCCAACCCUUUGUCUGUGAGGGUGACGUACUGUAGUUCAUCUCGAGCGGUUUCUAAGUACACUGCGUUUAUUUGUAAUUGUAGCUGUUACAAAGCUGGUUACAGUAACUUGGAGUUGCCCUGUUCACUUGAAAAUAUGCCCACAGGUACACAGACCACAACACUAUCAGGCUAACACAGGGGUCGCUUGGCUUUGUGCGUAGGGCUGAGAUGGACAGCAAUGUUCCCAGCAAGCUACUGCUUUGCUGUAGAUCUGUCUUCACUGGGUCAUGCACUGAUCAGCUAGCUGUGAGACUUAAUACCUGUCAGCUCAAUUCAAGUAUGAAACACACUAGGCAGGCAUUACAGAAGGGUCCCCUGCUUCGCCAUCCUACAGCCAGCCUCUGUUGUACCCAAGUCUGCCAUGUCAAAUUCCCCCAUCCCCAAAAAACUAGGGCAACUACAGUUAGAAUUGGUGCCCUCUUCUUAUCAAAGGGAAGCAUUUCAGAGAGGCCAGGGGUAGAUCAUCCAAUCCAGGAACCGUACUGGGAUUUUCCUGUGGUAUUGCUGAACAU